GUGCGGUGGCCCGGCUGCCCACCGGCGGGGGUGUGGCGGUGUCCCGGUGCCGGGAGCCCCGCCCCCCGGUGCAGGCCCCGGUGUCCGCCCCCGGCCGGCGCGGCGGCGCGCGGCGGGCGGGGCAGGCCGGUGCGGCGCGCGGCAUGAGGCAGGGCGGGGAGGCGGCGGGCGGGGGGCGCGCGGCGGGCGGCAGCCCCGUGCCCAGCCCCGGCUCCCCCGGCGCCGAGGAGCCGUCGCAGAAGCGACAGAGAACCGUGGAGGACUUCAACCAGUUCUGCACCUUCGUUCUGGCCUACGCGGGCUACAUCCCCUACCCCGACGAGAACGAGCCCUGGGCCCGCGGAGGCAGCAUGAGCCCCCCGAACAGCACGGGGAGCACGCAGGACAGCGAGAGCUGGGCCUCGUCCCACUCCUCCGACUGCCACGUCCUGGGGGAUGACGGGAGGAGCAGGGAUGCCGCCGGGGGGGCUGUGGAGAGCGGCCUCCUCCUGCCCUACCCUGCCUUCCCUGACGGCUUCUACGGCGCCCGGCCCCCGCAGACCAAACGGAAGAAACCGCCAGCAAAGAAACUGGUUUUGGAGCAGGAGGUGAAGAGGGAGCCGCUGGGCACCGGGGCAGAGCCGGACGGGGCGAGGGAGCUGGCUGCGCUGGAGGGACGGGUGCCCCCCGUGAGACAGCAGCUCCCGGAGCCUUCCCUCAGCCCGGCUGGGGACCCCCAGCCCCCCUCCCUCCUGGAGGAGCUGAUGAAGGAGGAGAAGGACUGGACGCAUGGAGCGCAGGGGGCCGAGAAGCCAGCGGGAGAUGAUCCUCAGCUGCAGGAGCACGGACCCUGCUCCGGAGGGAGGAAAAGCCCCGGUGCUUGCAGUACCUUGGACCAAAGCGAAGGGGAGGAUGCGAGCGGAGGCAGCUCCCAGCUCAGUGUCGAUUUCACAGCAGCUCCCAACACCAAAGCAGAAGACGACGACGCCUGGGACCUGAUCACCUGCUUCUGCCUGAAGCCCUUCGCCGGGAGGCCCAUGAUUGAAUGCAAUGAAUGCGCUACCUGGAUCCACCUCUCUUGUGCCAAGAUCCGCAAAUCCAACGUGCCUGAGGUUUUCAUCUGCCAGCGGUGCCGUGACGCCAAGCAGGAGAUUCGCCGCUCGAACCGAGCUCGGACGGUGCCCCGCAAGCGCUUCUGUGACUGAAGCUCCCCUGGAGCAGGGAGGCCGGGGGUCCCCUUUUUAAUCCGAAGAUCGUAGCCCGGUUUGGCGAGACAAUCAAUGCACGGUGAUGGCCAGGGAGGGGCUGGACUGUCCCCCUUGCACUUCUGACUGCUGGAAGCUGCCCCGUGCGUCCUCCCUGGGGGGCGCGUUGGCCACGGAGCUCAGUUUCCCUGGAGGUGUGGGGGGGAAAGGAGGGUGGUCCAGCUGCGCACUAGGUCACUCUGGAACAUCCCUGUCCUCGCACAAAGCUGGCUCAGUGCCUUUCCCCAGGGCAGCCGAGGAGAACCUAGUCCUAGUAGUUUUUCUGUGGUGUGGUGGAAGCUUACACUUACCCCAAGAUGUGACUCCCCUUCGUCCUUUCUCCUCAGUGUUUUCCUUUUCCUUGCCUCAGGCUUUAGCGUGGGCUGCGACGGCCAAGCCCCAGUGAUCCAAGUUCUCCUCCGGCAAGUAGGUGCAGCCCUCCACGAAGGGCUCCAUGGAGCUCCCUCCAUGAAGCGUCCUGCUCUCCAGGGCAGGAGGGGACGUCAGUCCUGGAGCAGAGUGGGGCUCUGCGUCUUGGGGGUGUUGGUGGAGCCAUCCAUCUCUGGUUCACCAGCCUUGCAGGGUGGACAGGGGAGGUCCUUCCCCUGGCCCAUGGUGCUCCUGGUCUCGUUUGCUGUGCCUGUGACCCCAGGGUAGUCCUGUUGGGUCAGGAGCAGCAAAGGCAUCCUCCAGUAGGUGAUCACCAAGGCAGUUCUUGCUGAGCAGCCCUCCUUGCUUCAUGUUCUCCAGUUGUACUGGGGUCUCCUGUGUGAAGGGAGGUGGGAUUCCUGGUAGGAGACUGGAGUUCUCCUCAGAGCUGGCUGUGGCAGUGCUGGGAGCCCUUUGGAAGGGGAACAGGAGAGUGCUCUGUGGUUAGCUUUCCAUGUUUUCCAGUUAAAAACAACUGAAGCUUUUGUACCCUGUGGCCAUCUCCUGCCUGCAGGGCUGUCUGGUGGAGCAUCCGCUUCAACACCAGCUGGAUGCUGAGACCUGAGCUUGGAUGGAGCCAGGAGCUGGGAGGGCUUUGCUUCCCAGCACUCCCUCCAUCACAGAAGUUGGGUUUUUUUCCUGGACACGUAGAGUGAAACCUAAUGACUUGUCAUGGGCGGGCCCCGAGCCCCUUCUGCUAUGCAACUGCUGCUCUGGAGACACCGGCUGUGCUCUCUGCAGCCCCUGCUUGAGUUUGGCAGUGGAAGGCCUGUCCCUGUCCCUGUCCCCCAUGGACAGUGUGUGUGUGUGUGUGUGAUCUCCUGGGCCCCCAUCUGCACCAACCGCUGGACCCCACCUCCAGACCCCUCCAAAAGAGCCUCCCCACGUGCCUUCUGCACUUUCCCUGGGGGAUGCAGACCCCGCGCCCGUCCUGGUGACACUCGGCUCAGUCCCCGGCAUGCCACUGCCCACACUGGGACAGCCCCCUCUUGCCAGUCCCAAUGACCGUUAUUUCUUAACUGGGUUCUUUCCUACUUGCACAUCUGGUUACUGUGGGACCACAGCUGGGGGAGGGCGUGGGGCAGCCCCUUAUCAUGCAGCAGCCCCCAGGCUUGUCCCUGUGCCUCUCUCCUGCUGUGGAAAGCCUGGGCCCCAAAAGUGCUUUAUGUUUUUAUAGUUACUUUGUAUUGAUAUGUAAAAUAGCAAAUUCUGGUCCUUGCCCUGUGGAGUGUGGCUGGAGUCUUAUGUAUAUAAUAAAGUACUUUUGCCAUAACA
This is a messenger RNA of Chroicocephalus ridibundus (black-headed gull), 2927 nucleotides long. RefSeq names its product PHD finger protein 13-like. NCBI's taxonomy places the organism in Eukaryota, Metazoa, Chordata, Aves, Charadriiformes, Laridae. Gene Ontology annotation, cellular component: nucleus. The record is from RefSeq and is a predicted model, not a curated record. Bases 144 to 1184 code for a protein of 346 amino acids. The transcript is spliced from 5 exons.